Messenger RNA from Rhineura floridana, 895 nucleotides. Its product is annotated as protein S100-A2-like. NCBI's taxonomy places the organism in Eukaryota, Metazoa, Chordata, Lepidosauria, Squamata, Rhineuridae. The record is from RefSeq and is a predicted model, not a curated record. Bases 491 to 796 code for a protein of 101 amino acids. Gene Ontology annotation, molecular function: calcium ion binding; transition metal ion binding. The transcript is spliced from 3 exons. Gene Ontology annotation, cellular component: cytoplasm.
GUCUCGGUCAUGUUCACACAUGUACGGGCUGACUAUCUCGCCUUGGAAGUUGGGAGAGAGAUUUUUGGCAGAUCCAGUUCAUGGUUUCAAAAGGGCUGCAAAGCUGGAAAGGGUACAUAUAUCCCUGUCGAAACCCUUGCUUCUGCACAACUUCAUUAAUUGAUACCGGGCUUUGAGGUCGCCCAAACAGCAGAGGGAUUUUUUUUGAAAAGGAUAAUAUUUUCACUUCCACUUCCUACUCUUCUGGCAAAACGAAUUAGGGGAGACUUGAACUUGGGACCAGCUUGGGAGCGAAGAGAUGGCUCAGAGCCAAGGACUUCCAAUGCAAAACUGAGCUGGAGGAGCCAGCAUUUCCAGCAGCAGAGGCAAUGCAAAGCAGCAGUUUGGCGGGCUCAAAAGACGAAAGCCUUGGCUGAGUUGACAUCAUCCUUUCCUCCCCACGCCACCUCACUACUGCUGAGUUUCUCCCUCUGCUUAUCUGGAGGUCAAGAUGGACACUCCCGUUGAAGAGGCUCUAGGGGUUAUGGUGGAGACCUUCUACAAAUAUUCCUCCAAGGAAGGCGACCGCUUUAAGCUCAACAAAGCUGAGAUGAGGGAGUUGCUUCUCAGUGAGCUGCCCACCUUUGUCAGGGGCAAGAUUGAUGAACCUGGGUUCAAGAACCUGAUGAAGAAAUUAGACAGCAACAAGGACGAGGCGCUGGAUUUCCAGGAGUACGCAGUCUUCUUGGCUCUCACCGCUGGCCUGUGCAACCAAUUCUUCCAAGAGUGUGCUGAUGAGGAGAACCGGAAGACAUGAAGUUGACAUUUCCAAGGGGGCCUCUUUAACUGUUGCACCUGCCCAGGCAGACACCACCAGGAGGUGGUUGCUGGACAGUAAUAAAGAUGAUUCAAAUGA